Messenger RNA from Prosopis cineraria, 862 nucleotides. RefSeq lists its product as uncharacterized. The record is from RefSeq and is a predicted model, not a curated record. Bases 92 to 634 code for a protein of 180 amino acids. NCBI's taxonomy places the organism in Eukaryota, Viridiplantae, Streptophyta, Magnoliopsida, Fabales, Fabaceae. The transcript has 2 exons. Gene Ontology annotation, molecular function: ADP binding.
CAUAUCCGCAACUCCAGAAGAUUAGGUUGAACCUCAGAUAUAUCAGCUAGCGAAACGAGAAGAACAGGAUUAGAUAUGCAGAAACGGCUAGAUGGACCAAAGCCCAACUAUCUCACCAUCAUUCGAGGGCAUAAUGCCAUUAUCGGGUGCAAUAAAUGGCCAUGAUAUUUCUUCGCAGCCAGUGUCAACCAUAAAUGGAACUAUGGUGGCCUUCGCAUGUGCUGCUACUAUCAUCAUUGGGGUGUACGGCAUACAAACUUGCCCCUUGGCCGAUCUGGUAAAGAAAGUUACAAGAAGAGCUCACAGAGAAAAUUUAUUUGAUAAGGUUAUAAACGUGAAGGUGACAAAGAAGCCAGACCUGACAAGGAUCCAAGCAGAACUAGCCACUGCAUUGGGCUUCACAAUGAAAGAGAAAUCUGAAGCAAAAAGAGCUGCAAUCUUGCUAGAUAGAAUCAAAAUGGAGAAGAAACUUCUGAUAAUACUAGAAGAUGUCCACAAAGGACUUGAUUUGCACAAAUUGGGAAUACCUCAUGGGGAUGAUCUUCUCAAAGAUUGCAAGAUAUUGUUGACUUCUUCAAGUGGAGACAUAUUAUCCAACCAGAUGCAAGCUCAUCGGGUUUUCCAGAUUGAUUGAUCUGUCUAGUAAUAAUUUGAAUGUGUGUUAUUGGUCCAUCUUCUGCAUGUUUUCUCAUGUUUAAUUAUGCUUGUUUAAUUCUUGUAGAACUGUAAUUAGCCUUCCUUGCCACUAUAAGGCAAAAGUUUGUUCAUUUGGUUUAUCUUCUAGUUCCUUUUUGGUUUUAUGUAUUGCGUAAUUUAUAGAUUUUCUGAUGAAAUAUAUUACUAUAAUUUGAGCUCUGCUUUA